GCCGUGUUAGUGCAAUGAGUUCGAAGAAAGAUAUCCGUUUUAUGAAAAUUCCCUACACUAUUGGCAGCUAUCUGGCUGUGACCCCGGACUACAAUUUUGAAAAAAAAGUCAUAAAGCGGCCCAGAGUUCACCAAAUUUACGCAUUUUUGCUCGCGUGUGCUAUAUCUGUAUUAAGUGGGAUAACAGUUGUGGAUAAUGCUACACUCAGUAUGAAACAACAAGUACCGACUGUUUUCAUCCUCGAUUUAAUAAAUUUCUUUUUUCUAUUUCUGCACCCGAUCGUGAUGAUUACAAAUUCUUCCCUUCUCAGUGUUUCAUUCUGGGCAAAGAUUAACAAAAAUUUUCAAUUUAUCGACGAGCAUUUCAACAACGUCCACAAGAAAGAACCCAAUUUUUUCAAAAAUUGUUACGUCCAGUUUGCCCUGUGCUUGGGUGGCUAUUUACUUGAUAAUUUAGUCGUUACAAUUAGUUCUUUAAAUUUGUUUCCGGAACUCGCUCUCACGAAAAUACAUAUUUUAAGCCAAAUUUUUUACACGUAUGAGUUUUUCACGUGUUUUUUGAUUUGUAAUUUAACAACGGCUUUCAAAUGCCGGUUUGAUGAAAUUAGCAGAGAGUUACAAAACCAUAUGAAACCGUCGACAACUUUUAUCAGACAAAACGGUCAUUUUUGGCGAAUUCUCUCCGAGAGUGCCGUGUGUUUUAAUCAAAUUUUCGGAUGGCCUUUGAUUUUUCUCAUCGGGAGAGGAGUGGCACAACUGCUGCAGAGUCUCCACUUAACAAUGCUGGCCCUAAAUUCGGAUCUCACUUUAAAGAAAGGGAUUUAUGGCGAUUUGGUGGUCGCUAAUUUGUUUAUUGUUGCUUAUUUGACGGUACGUAUAAAACUAAAGUUAGGUUUGGCUAACUAUUUCUUAGGUUUGCUUGGUUUUUGUUAUUUUGACGUGCGAUUCUGCGGCUUCUUCUGGUAACGAAAUAUCGAAUUUGUGCUACAAGUUGCAAAAGGACUUCGCUGAUAGUUCGAGUGAGAGGAGAGAAUUGAUUUUGCUGGCGAAGGAGAUUUCGGAUAAUCCUAUCAAAUUCACAGCCUCAGAUUUUUUCGAAAUCAACAAAAGCACGUUUUUUGGGAUUAUUAGUGUGACUACCACUUAUUUAAUUAUUUUAAUCCAGUUUAAAAAUAGCUAAUUGUGCUAUUUUUGGGCCGUUGUGUUUGCAAUAAAAUAAAAAUACUCACAAAU
Tribolium castaneum (red flour beetle) is the source of this 1232-nucleotide messenger RNA. Its product is annotated as gustatory receptor-like. Lineage: Eukaryota; Metazoa; Arthropoda; Insecta; Coleoptera; Tenebrionidae. The record is from RefSeq and is marked validated. Gene Ontology annotation, biological process: chemosensory behavior; male courtship behavior; sensory perception of taste. Gene Ontology annotation, cellular component: membrane; neuronal cell body; axon.